ACAUUAAACGGGUCUACAUAAAGCCACUGUAUUCAACUGGGAUUAAUCAAUCUGAUAAAAUACCAAGUUGAAUAUUUUGUAAAUUGUACACAUUUCCAUUGGAUGUUCGUGAAUAGCCUCCGGGCUCUUAGUGGUGGUCUUGUGCUCCCGUGUUAAUCCGCUCACUCUGUGCCUUUAUCAGUCGUCCUUUGUGCAGGCAUACACACUGGACUGCUGACCGUGGACCGAACAUACCGGACCACCAUUGUCUCCUCACCAUGAUAUGUGCUGACCUGGUCACAGCCGGCCCCUGGUGUCCUGGGGGCGCGCCUCUCUGCGGGCUGCGAAACGUGCAAGAGUGGGCGAGGCCUUGCGGGAACGUGUGGCUGCAGGAGAGCCCCACCCAUAUACCAUCCCUCACCCACCUCCGCACCAUUCAUGACCUGACUGCCCAUAUAAAACUGAAGCGCCAGGUCCUCCCAAAACUCUGCGCGAGGCAGGCGGUAGGUGGUAGGUGCAUUUGACUCCAGAGCUCUUCCCCCAAAUAAAGUAGGCGUGAAGAUGUUCAGAACGACCAGGUCCCCGCUGAUGCAACCCCCGGGCAACUCAGGAACGGGCAUGGCUCUCGUCUUCAAGGUGACUGUGUACGAGCAGGAGCAUUUCCAGGGCAAGUGCCUGGAGUUCACCUCAGAGUGUGUUAAUAUCCAGGAGUGUGGUCUGGACAACAUCCGCUCCAUCAGGGUAGAGAGUGGCGCCUGGGUCGGUUUCGAGCACCAUGACUUCCAAGGCCAGCAGUUGAUCCUUGAGAGAGGAGAAUACCCCCACUGGGACUCAUACAGCGGCUCCCUCUCUUACCACGUCGAACGCCUCAUGUCUCUACGCCCCAUCCACUGCGCUUCUCACCAGAGCAGCCGCAUGAUCAUCUUUGAGAAGGAGAAUUUCAUGGGCCUCAGCGUAGAGGUCUGUGAUGACUACCCCUCUCUGCAGGCCAUGGGCUGGCUGACACCUGAAGUGGGCUCCAUGCAUGUGCAGUGCGGCGCCUUUGUGUGCUACCAGUUCCCCGGCUACAGGGGCCAGCAGUACAUCAUGGAGUGCGAGAGACACAGUGGGGAAUACCAGCAUUGCAAAACCUGGGGCUCCCACUGCCAAACUCCCCAGAUCCAGUCCAUCAGGCGCAUCCAGCACUGAGAGGAGGACAGCAAAUCUGACACGACAGCUCCUUUCUACCUAUGAUCGACUCCUUCCGUCUCCUCUUCAUUCCUGUUAAUGCUGUUUCACAGAUGAGUGUGAUAAGAGACAAUAUGGCACUGCUAAAGCACAGGGACCUCUACAAUCCACACACACAUGGCGACAUGGAUGACGGGUGUCUUUUUAUUUGGUUCGAGGGCCCACCUCACAAAGCCACACACUGAGCUGCAAUUGAAGGCCACUUGGAGGGGGAUUUCGAAGUUGUGGCGCAGUUCAAGUGUGCCCAUUUUGCGUGGCGGUCGACUCACAGCAGGUUGAUAGCGAAUAAAGUCAUUUUCACUUCAAA
Hippocampus zosterae (dwarf seahorse) is the source of this 1513-nucleotide messenger RNA. It is a transcript of the gene cryba1l1, whose product is annotated as crystallin, beta A1, like 1. The transcript has 6 exons. Gene Ontology annotation, molecular function: structural constituent of eye lens. Gene Ontology annotation, biological process: visual perception; lens development in camera-type eye. NCBI's taxonomy places the organism in Eukaryota, Metazoa, Chordata, Actinopteri, Syngnathiformes, Syngnathidae. The record is from RefSeq and is a predicted model, not a curated record. Bases 541 to 1167 code for a protein of 208 amino acids.